Danio aesculapii is the source of this 2120-nucleotide messenger RNA. RefSeq names its product basal body orientation factor 1 (gene bbof1b). NCBI's taxonomy places the organism in Eukaryota, Metazoa, Chordata, Actinopteri, Cypriniformes, Danionidae. The record is from RefSeq and is a predicted model, not a curated record.
GCGCACGAACGAACAGAGCAUACUGAGUACAGCGAGAAAUGCCGAUUAAAAAAGGAAAGAAGGGAAAGAAAGGAAAAGGCAAAGGAAAGAAGGAUGGAAAGCAGGAGUCUAAGCGGGAUAAGGAGUCUGAUUUGGAAAAGGCGAAGGCGAACGCGGCUCUGUGGGAGGCGCGCUGUGACAUGACGGAGAGCGCGCGCGUCGAGUACUGUGAAGCUGCACGACGACUGAACAAAACCAACCAGCAACUCAAUGACCAACAACACAACACUGAGAAGAGCAGCAUCGAAAUCAUCGCUGUGCUGAGAGACAAAGACAUGCUAAACGAAGAGAAGAUUACUGCACUGGAACAACAAAUACAUCUUGAGAAAGCAAGGGCCUCUCAGGAAAAAGAGAAUUUGGUCACAAAAUACACUCUAAAGAUCAACGAGCUGGAGGAGAAAUUCAAGAAGAGAUGCAGUGAGUUUAACGUGAUUCAGGAUGAGCUGAAGAUCAUCAAUGACUUCCUUAAGAAGAAGCCCCAAAUGGAGCAAGAACUCAGAAAUCUGAAAGAUGCUGUGGAGAAUGCAGAUUUAGAACACAAGAAAACACUUGCAAGAAUGGAGGAAAAGUUCUUAAAUAAUAAGGUUCACCUGGAGAAAGAAUCUGAGCAGAGGAUUGCUGUGCUUGCAGAGAGAGCUCACAAUGAAGCCAUCAUACACCUGGAUGAUGCUUCUCGCUGCAUGUUUAAGGAGAAUGUGCGUCUAAAGAAAGCAUUGGGUUACCACAUUAAGGAGGUGGAGGAUCUGCGGAAGAGUAAUGCAGCGCUGGCUGAAGAAAACGACACGCUCGCUUUGCAGAAGGAAUCCACCCUGGAGUCUGCCAACGACACCAUCUCCAAGCUCACAGCACAGCGGAGCAGAGUUUCUGAGCUGCGGAUGAAAGUGUCCACACUGGAGCAGACCCUGGCCAACCUGGUGUCUACGUUUGAGAAGGAGAAGAACGAAAUUAAGCAGUGUGCGGCAAUCAGAGCUCAGGCCGGCGGUGUAGAGCUGGACAAACUGCAGAAAGUGCUGAACGUACGGGACAGAGAACUGAGCCGAGUGAAGAGAACAGCUCGCAGCGUCGUGGAGCAACGAUCCAACAUGGAGAUCCUCUUCAAUGAGGCUCUGAACCACGUGAAGCAGGAGAUACUAAUGCACAGACAGGAAGCAGAGGUGAAUCAUAGCAGGCGGAUGGAUGAGUUCUUAUCAGGCAAAAGAGAGAAGGCUCACAUUCACACCAUCAGCAAAACUCCUCACGGCACCAGCAGCUUGUCUAUUGCUUUGAAUGAAGCUGAAAAGUGUCUGAAGAAAGCCGUCAGUGUUUCAGAGAUGAGCUGGGAACAGAGAGAAAGAGUUCUCCGGCUGCUCUUUGCCAAAAUGAAUGGCCUGAAAUCAAAGAAAGCAGUUCAUGCUUCGGCUCUGACAGAUUCUGAGAGGAACCAGUGUAUAAGCAAUCCUGGGAAUGAAGAGGAGCAUUCCCAUUCGACCUUUUUAACCCAAGCAGAAGUUUCCAGUUUGAGCUCCAUAAACCUCAGUGCUCUGCCAGAUGUGAAUGGAUCAUCGUUCACCGUCUGUGUGGAGGAAGACCUCGCCAGUACCACUCUGGACCCAGUGACCAUCCAAAUACCACCCUACAGCGAGGAGCGCUUGCCUGAGCCCGUCGUAGAUGGAGAGCCAUCCCCAGUGUAUGAAUCAUCGCCAGUGAGAGCCGAAGAGGAGGAGCUCAAGGGACCAUCUGACAAGGUGUUAGACGCCCAUGCACCCACUGCUAAGGGUGAGCUGCUGCUGGAUACUAGGAGUUUGCUCAUUGACUUCUGGAGUGAAGUUAUCCAUUUCCCGCUGUUCCCAGACAGCAAGAAACCUGCUCCGAGCCCACUGUUCCAAGACAACAUUAUCCCUAUUGCCAGCUCAUUGUUCCCAGACAGCAAGAGUCCUGCUCCAAGCCCGCUGUUUCCAAACAGCAUUAUCCCUGCUCCUUGUCUGAGGUACCCUAAUGACGCUAACUCUAGGGUCAUGAGUAGCCCCACACGAAAUCUGUGCGCGCAGAAUUCCAGUGAAAACUCCAGUCAUGAGCAACUUUCUCACCGCUUCCCCCGCUGA